Molecule: messenger RNA, 1581 nt
Organism: Bombina bombina (fire-bellied toad)
Lineage: Eukaryota; Metazoa; Chordata; Amphibia; Anura; Bombinatoridae
Product: E3 ubiquitin-protein ligase TRIM21-like
Exons: 1
Coding region: 1-1581 (526 amino acids)
Molecular function (GO): zinc ion binding; protein binding
Source: RefSeq, a predicted model, not a curated record
AUGGCGUCUGUGGCUCUGAGAGAGGAGUUAAAUUGCUCCCUGUGCCUGGAUAUUUACACCACCCCUGUCAUGCUGAGCUGCGGGCACAACUUCUGCCGGGACUGUAUUGCUUCUGUGUUUGAUAGCCAGCGGGAACGCGCCCAAGCUUAUUCCUGCCCUGAAUGCAGAGCAGAAUUCCAGGAGCGGCCUUCCCUCAUGAAGAUGCGGAAGCUGUGUAACAUUGUAGAGCAUUUCACGUCUACCCAUCAGCAGCAAGAGCGCAAACCCGAUCUGAUCUAUUGCUCCUACUGUAUUGACUUCCCUAUGGUGGCUGUGAAAAGCUGCCUGCUCUGUGAGGCCUCCCUAUGUGAGAACCACAUGCACAUGCACAGCAAGUCAGUAGAACAUGUAUUAGUCAGCCCUACUGGCUCCCUAGACCUCAUGAAAUGCUCAGUACACAAAGAGGUCCUGAAAUACUACUGCUCACAGGACAACAGGUCCAUCUGCACCUCCUGCUGUCUGCUGGGGGAGCACAAGAACCACAAGGUGGAACUUAUCAACCAUGCUGUUAAAAGCACACAGGAGAAAGUCAAAGCUGCUAUAGAAGGAAUCAUCUCAGAGAAAGAAGAGACUCAAAGGAGAAUAGAAAUCCUAGAGGGAAAUGCAAGAGGUUUUCAAAUGAGAGCCCAGGGUAUGAAGAACAAGGUGGCUGCUUUGUUUGAGGUUAUUGUAAAACAGAUCAGAAUCAUUCAUGAGAAAGUUGUGAGUGAGAUUGUGAGACAGGAGGAGAAGGUCUCAGUGCAAAUCUCUGGACUGAUUCAGGAGCUGGAAACAACUUUAGAGAACUAUUCAGAAGAUUUAAGAUACUUUGAGACACUAAAUAACAUGACUGAUCCACUGACUUUAUUGAAUGAAUGUACAGCACUCUAUGAUUCACAGUCUGAAAAUAAUGAAGAUGAACAAGAAGAUGUAGAAUCCAAUCCAGAUCUGGAUGAGGUCCACAUAUCACUGUUUUUACAUAAGAGUCUUGAGAUGUUUGCAGAUAACCUGCAUCAUAUGGAAGCAGCAAAAGGAUUUUAUAUUCCAGAGAUGGCCGAUAUAUUACUGGAUAUAAAGACAGCUGGGAGCUAUAUUGAUGUCUCAGAGGAUCUGAAAACCGCUACAAACACAAAUACUUUACAACCCAACAGACAAAUGACCAUUAAACCUUUUCAUGUAUUAAGCGCUGGAAGCUUUUCUUCAGGAAAGCAUUACUGGGAAGUACAAACCAGUGGGUCAGAAGACUGGAAAGUUGGAGUUUCCUAUUUUGAGUCUGCAAAUGUUUUUGUUUUUGCAAGUAGCACGUGGUAUUUAUGCAAGUCUGGUGGGAAGCUCUCUGUCUUCCAUAAAGACAAACAAAUUGCUUUACAUGACAAGGCGUCCAUUAGCAGACUUGGUGUCAUUCUGGACUAUGAGGCUGGGAGACUUUGUUUUUAUGAGAUGUCUAAACCCAUCAGAUGCUUACACACGCUCAAUUGUACGUUUCCUGCCCCUCUCUAUGCCUCAUUUACUGUUAAAGAGGGUCAUAUAAGAAUUAUAAACCCUAAGAAUCAGAACCAUUAA